UCACAUCCAUUCUGGUGAGGCAGAGUGAUUCUCUCAUUGUACCAAAUUGAUAGAUAGAUACACACUGUGCACCAGCGUUCCAUUCUAACUACAAUGGCGACGGUUACAUCUUCAGCCGACCGUGCGCCAGAGGCUUUAUGGAGGGACGAAUUUCGGCACGGGUUUGGGUCUGCGGACGCGGCUCACGCAGUUCGCACUCGACCCACGACGGUGGCAGCGGUCGAAUUCGCCGCGGAUGGUGGUGAUUGGUGUACCCUUCCGGAACGGGUCGCCGCGUUGGCGGCACACGUCCAACGUUGGGAUUCACUGGGUGCUAUUCCGGAGAACUCUUCCGAGUGGACGUAUGCCUUUGGCAGUACACCUCAAGAAUCGAGAAUCAUGGCUUUGACGGCAGCCGUCCGAGUCACUGUACCUCAACAGAUAUUGAAUCGGCAGUUUUCAUGCUACUUGCAAGCGUCUCUGGAUUACUGUUGUCGCACUCGAUUGGGCGAGGAAAUGGAAGGGGAAGAGGAGAGCGUGAACGGUGACGAAAAAUAUCUCAACGACGCUCUUUUGUUUAACAGCUUGCGUGUUCUGGGAUGGCUGAGAGUGCCUCGCCGUAUAUUCUGGACGGAGGAACUGAAACUCGCAUUGCGCCGGAAAAUGAAACAGUACGUCCGCGAUGUAAUUACGGGAGACUACGAAGCGUCCGGACGGUUCGAAACCUUGCGUUGCUGGAAGGAUCAGACUAUUCUGCCCUGGUUGCAGUCAGCCCUGAUCAUUUCAUCGUUGACUGACCCCGAAGAGGAGCAAGAAAUGGAACGCUGGUCUCAGCGUUUGCAACAUUGGCUCGCGGAUACCUAUUGUGAGGUUCGGAACGAGGAAAUCUUUGAACUCGUGGCAGAUUAUCCCGAUUCGCACGAGGCAGUCUUGGAACUCCGGUACGUUCUUCAGCAAUCGAAUUGCGGCUCCCAUGAAUUCCCCACACUGCAAUUACCAUACGAACGACUCCGAAACGCCCUGAGGAGUGCUUUGGUCCGUCGGGUUUGUCACGCAGGCGCUACGACUUCCCAAAUCAUAGACGUAUAUAUUGCCACAAUCAAGGUUAUGCGUGUUAUGGACCCGUCCGAUCGACUCUUGCAAGUCGUUGCCGAGCCCGUCCGGCUGUAUCUUCAGACACGACUCGACACUGUCCGUUGUAUAACCACCAGUCUGACGGAUGCCGAUCAAGGAGGAGAAUUGUACGAAGAAUUACGUCGUCAAGAUGCCAAGCCAUUAGAGCAUGUAACGGUGGAUUCGGAUGACGAAGAAGAACCACCCACGAUGGAUUGGCAGCCACGACCUUCAAUUCAUCAACCCAAAGGCACCUUUUUGGAAACUUUGUCGACGAACAACAAUGCGGAUGGUGAUAUUCUUGCCAUGCUUGUGAGUAUCUAUGGAAGUAAGGACCUCUUUGUGAAUGAAUAUCGCUUGAUGUUAGCGGAUAAACUCCUCGCCAGCGUCGAUUACAAUACCGAUAAGGAAGUGCACACUUUGGAGUUGCUUAAGUUACGGUUCGGUGAAUCGAGUAUGCGUAACUGUGAAGUCAUGAUCAAAGAUAUGGAUGAUAGCAAACGCGCCAACACCAAUAUUCAGGGGUCGUUGAAAUCUCGGGGUACGACGUCAUCGACGGUAGACGCCGCCAUUAUUUCUCAUAUUUUCUGGCCGACACUGCAUAGCGAUAGCCUUGUACACCAUCCACGGAUACAGGUGAAACUGGACGAUUUUAGUACCAUGUAUGCCAACCUUAAGAACCCGCGCAAACUAGUUUGGAUGCAUCAACUUGGGACCGUGCAGUUGGAGCUCGAUGUGAUUGAAGACGGUCCCAAUGGUGAACCCGUCAUCAUGACCAAAGAGUUUUCUUGUUCCCCGUUGCUGGCUACCUUGAUUUCGCAUUUCGAAGACCGGACGGAAUGGACUGCCGAGGAUCUCUCCAACGAAACUGGUGUGGCGUCACACGCCAUAAAAAAGCGGAUGAUUUAUUGGAUAAACCAUCGGGUAAUAACUGUGCACAUCACGCCUGCAGGAGUGACGGUGUACAAUUUAGCAACUUUGGCUAGUCACGAAGAAAAUGACGCGCACGGGUCUCCCCAACAUUUGGCCUCAGAGGAUGAUGACCUUCACGACCAUACAGUGUCCAUCUCGGCCCAGCAGGAUCAAGAAAUGGACGUUUUCCUUUCCUACGUGGUUGGUAUGCUUACCAAUCUUGGACAGUUGCCAUUGAAAACAAUCCACAACAAUUUAAAAACCUUUGUCACAGGCUCCGACGUAAGAUACGACAAGACACCCCAACAACUGAGUGCCUUUUUGCAAAAUCUGUGUCGACAAGAACGUUUAGAGUGCGGCCCCGAUGGAAUGUACAAGUUAUUUAAAAAGUAA
Molecule: messenger RNA, 2397 nt
Organism: Phaeodactylum tricornutum CCAP 1055/1
Lineage: Eukaryota; Bacillariophyta; Bacillariophyceae; Surirellales; Neidiaceae
Gene: APC2
Exons: 2
Coding region: 94-2397 (767 amino acids)
Biological process (GO): ubiquitin-dependent protein catabolic process
Cellular component (GO): anaphase-promoting complex
Molecular function (GO): ubiquitin protein ligase binding
Source: RefSeq, a predicted model, not a curated record